AUGCAACCUCAACAAAUACAACAACAACAAACUAAUGUUGUUGCUAAUACUGGUGCUGCGACAUCAGGUCAACAACAACAACAAUCACAAUCACAACAACAACAGCAGCUAACACAACAACAACAACAACAAUUACAACAACAACAACAACAACAACAACAGAUGUCUGUUGACUUUACUAUAAAGACAUUAAGAGUACAUCUACGCAACCUUUUGAUGAUAUCAAACAGUAUCCUAUCGGACAAAGACACGCAGACCAGACUGAAAGAGUACAUGAGCCUCGUCCAGAAGCUCGAAGAGUUCGAGAUCGCCUGUGAUGACAUAUACUCAUUCGUUGAGAUAAACAAACAGAAUAUAAUAUAUAAUAAUGCGAAUAAUGGAACGUUUGAGAAGGAGGAGUCACCAGAGGCAUUGUAUCAGGCAUUGGGAACAAGAUUGUCGACUGUGAAGCAGGCCAGGAAUACAGUGGAUAGAUUCAGAAGUGAUUUGAUGAAGAGGAAUGAUACAUUGUCAAAGCUAAACAACUCAAUCAAGGAGUCAAAGAUAAGAGUGAAGAAUGAGCCCAAUAAUACUACAUCAUCAUCACAUAUUGCGACUGAUACCCCGAUGUCAAUAGGCGGUGAGACCGACACAAACUCGAUCAACAACAGCGGCGGCAUAAGCAGCAGUGGCGGAAUGGACGGUGACGCGUCUCAUCAGCAGCAACAACAACAACUCGGACAAGAACAACAAGCGCACGACCAGACACAGCAACAGACACAUACACCAUCCGAACAGAACCAAUCAUCGAGCCAACAACAACAGAAUCAACAACAACAUCAACACCCAGCAGUGGCAAGCCUGUCGGCAGAGUCGCCGUCUGUGUACUCGCCCUCGCUGCUAAAGACCAGCACCGACCCAGACGGCCUGACGCCCAAGACUGGCUCGGACGCAACACCGUCGCUUGUGGUCGAGCCCAGCGAUCAACAACAGACUCCAACGCCAUCACAGCAGGAUCCGGCGGGACACCAGCAGAAUGGUGGCGUGGAGAUGUAUCAUCAUCAUCAUGGCACGAGCAAUGUUGGACAGGGCGGCAACACAUUCAAUCCAUUGUCACCGGCGUCCAUUAACAUGCACAUGCCAUCGCCGGGACAGAGCAAGAAGUCGCCUCUCACUUCGUCCAUGAUGGACGGUUCGUUCGACACCCCUUCGCAGACCCAGUUCACUCCCUCUCAGCCAGCCAACCUCAGCCAAAUGACGGAGGAUGUCGACACCAGCAUGAACCAGGAUGACGUGGUCGUUCCAUCACAGGAUGAUCAACAACAACAGCAUCAGAGCGAGCAGUUGCAGCAGCAUGGUGAACAACAAGGUGAUGAACAUCAACAACUACAGCAACAUGAUCACCAGCAACAGCUGCAGCUGCAACAGCAACAACAGAAUGAACUGAAUCAGUUGGAUGGUUUGGAUGACCUGGACGAUGAGGUGGAGAUGGAGGAGGUGCAGGUGGUCGAUGUGGAUCAGAGCCAACCGAGUGUUCACGGUCAGGAGCAAGUGGACAUGAUCGAUGUGGACCAAAGCUAUGCCUCAGGACUCGAGGUACCAAGCAAUGAUGGUGGUGUUGUCAAUGUCGAUGAAGAUAUGGUCGAGUCCGUUGAGAUAGACAACAACAAGAACAACAACAACAACGUUGUCGAUGACCUAGAUGACAUGUUCCCAGAGACCGCUGUCGUUCAACAACAAGAUCAUCAACAGCAACAACAGGUCGUUCAAGAGGGGUCACAAGACGUUGACAACACUGGUGGCGAUUGA
Acytostelium subglobosum LB1 is the source of this 1788-nucleotide messenger RNA. RefSeq lists its product as hypothetical. Gene Ontology annotation, biological process: positive regulation of gene expression. The record is from RefSeq and is a predicted model, not a curated record. The coding region runs from base 1 to 1788 and encodes 595 amino acids. The transcript is spliced from 2 exons. Lineage: Eukaryota; Evosea; Eumycetozoa; Acytosteliales; Acytosteliaceae.